AUGACCUCCAAACUCGAGCCGACCGAGCCGAAGCGCGCAUCGCAAAAGAAGACACGUGAUGUCAGCGGCGAGCACCACGCCUCCAUCGUCAACAAGUGGAUAUUCCUGCAGGGACUAAACCGCAUGGCGCAAGAGACCGAAAAUCUGUGCUAG
This is a messenger RNA of Parastagonospora nodorum SN15, 153 nucleotides long. RefSeq lists its product as hypothetical. The record is from RefSeq and is a predicted model, not a curated record. The transcript has a single exon. Bases 1 to 153 code for a protein of 50 amino acids. Lineage: Eukaryota; Fungi; Ascomycota; Dothideomycetes; Pleosporales; Phaeosphaeriaceae.